Messenger RNA from Perognathus longimembris pacificus (Pacific pocket mouse), 5098 nucleotides. It is a transcript of the gene Bmpr2, whose product is annotated as bone morphogenetic protein receptor type 2. Gene Ontology annotation, biological process: protein phosphorylation; cellular response to growth factor stimulus; BMP signaling pathway. The coding region runs from base 1388 to 4492 and encodes 1034 amino acids. Gene Ontology annotation, molecular function: ATP binding; transforming growth factor beta receptor activity. The transcript has 13 exons. NCBI's taxonomy places the organism in Eukaryota, Metazoa, Chordata, Mammalia, Rodentia, Heteromyidae. Gene Ontology annotation, cellular component: signaling receptor complex; plasma membrane. The record is from RefSeq and is a predicted model, not a curated record.
CGCCGCCGCCGCCGCCGCCGCCGCCUGCGCUGCACCACAGGCCGGAGACAGACAGGGCCGGGAAGAGCCGGAGACUGAAGAGGCGGCGGCGGAGGCGGAGCGACUCCGGUGACCGGGAGCGCCGCAGACUGGCAGCUGAGGCGACUCCCCCCUUUGUGUCUGGUCUGCUCAGAGUCGCUGGAGUGCUUCCCAGAGGGGCGCGGGGUGUCUGGCAGGCUCGGCUGCCCACCCCACCCCCCCCUUUUCCCAGGCCACCUACAUCCGCCCUCCCGCCGCCCCCCGCCUUCGGCCUGCGCCGCCGGAGCUCCGCCCGGAGCCCUGAGCAGCGGGGAGAACCAGGCGGCGGUGGUGGCGGCGGUGGUGGUGGCGGCGGCGGCGGCAUUGGCUUCCUGGCGGGGAAAGUGGAGGGGGGGACUGCCAUUCGCUUUCGGGAGCCAUUGACGAGAGGAAAGGAGGAUUUCACCGUGGGAUUUAUCUCGAGCCAAAUCGAGCGUCUGGACUAACCGAGAGCGAGGCGGCCGGAGCGGCGAAGUCAGCAGGGCGAGCCGCGGCAGCCCCACACCUCCCGUCUCGGGGCUCGGAGCUCGGGCCUGCCCGCCGACCCCCCUCUCCCCGACGCUCCCCUCCCCCGCCGCCCCGAGGCCCGGCCGGCCGGACCCUGGCGCGAUCGUGGCGUCCAGGCGUGAGGCUGUGCGCUCGCCCAUGGACGCAGGCACCUUUCCUCGUCCAGUCGAAGCGGAGGAUCUGUGGAUGUCGAAAUCGGAGUGAAGGGCGCCCCGAAACGGAACUUUAAAGGGAAUCCUGCUCUCCCCGUGCCGCAGGCGAUGCGACUCCGACCGCCGGGCGCCGCCGCUGCCUGCCCGGCUUCCCCCUUCCCCGCAGUCGGGAAUUCGUUCUGAUCUUCGCCAGUCCCUCCCUCCAUCUCCCCCUCUUCCCACGCCUCCCCGAUCGAAUCCUCGCCGUUCACCCCCACCCCCACCACCAGCAGCAGCCACUGCACCCUGGAUAUGUUUUCUCCCAGACCUGGAUAUUUUUUUGAUAUCGUGAAACUGCGAGGGAAAUAAGUGCAGGGAUUUCUUGUGAGCUCCCUCGCUUGCCCCCCACCCCACCCCGGACAUGCCUUCACCGAGCGGGGAGCCGAGGCACCCUAGCCUAGGCGAAUGAACCCCUCCAGCCGCGAGGGAACGCGAUGAAGGGAAUUUCUGCAGCGGAAUGAAAGCUCUGCAGCUAGGUCCUCUCAUCUGCCAUAUAUUUGUCCUUUCGAACUGCAUUGUAAUACGGGCACGAUAAGUCAGACGAAAGAGCAGCCUCCCGGCUGGAUCUCUCCGCCCGUAUUUACUUUUCAUAUUUCCUUCCUUUGCCAUCCUGCUUCUUGGCUGGCCCAGGGAUGACUUCCUCGCUGCAGCGGCCCUGGCUACUAUGGGCCAUCUUGAUGGUCAGCGCCGUGACCGCUUCCCAGAAUCAAGAACGGCUAUGUGCAUUCAAAGACCCAUAUCAACAAGACCUUGGGAUAGGUGAGAGUAGAAUCUCUCAUGAAAAUGGAACAAUAUUAUGCUCAAAAGGUAGCACUUGCUAUGGCCUGUGGGAGAAAUCAAAAGGAGACAUAAAUCUUGUAAAGCAAGGAUGUUGGUCUCACAUUGGAGAUCCCCAAGAAUGUCACUAUGAAGAAUGUGUAGUAACUACCACUCCUCCCUCGAUUCAGAAUGGAACAUACCGUUUUUGCUGCUGUAGCACAGAUUUAUGUAAUGUCAACUUUACUGAGAAUUUUCCACCGCCUGACACAACAACACUCAGUCCACCUCAUUCAUUUAACCGAGAUGAGACAAUAAUCAUUGCCUUGGCGUCAGUCUCUGUAUUAGCUGUCCUGGUAGUUGCCUUAUGCUUCGGAUAUCGAAUGUUAACAGGAGACCGCAAACAAGGUCUGCACAGUAUGAACAUGAUGGAGGCAGCAGCAUCGGAGCCCUCUCUUGACCUAGAUAAUUUGAAACUGUUGGAGCUGAUUGGACGGGGUCGAUAUGGAGCAGUAUAUAAAGGUUCCUUGGAUGAGCGUCCAGUUGCUGUAAAAGUAUUUUCUUUUGCAAACCGUCAGAAUUUUAUAAAUGAAAAAAACAUUUACAGAGUGCCUUUGAUGGAACAUGACAACAUUGCUCGCUUUAUAGUUGGAGAUGAGAGAGUCACUGCAGAUGGACGUAUGGAAUAUUUGCUUGUGAUGGAGUAUUAUCCCAAUGGAUCUCUGUGCAAGUACUUGAGCCUGCAUACAAGUGACUGGGUAAGCUCUUGCCGACUGGCUCAUUCUGUGACUCGAGGACUGGCUUAUCUUCACACAGAAUUGCCACGAGGAGAUCAUUAUAAACCUGCAAUUUCCCAUCGAGAUUUAAACAGCAGAAAUGUCCUGGUAAAAAAUGAUGGAACCUGUGUCAUUAGUGACUUUGGGCUGUCCAUGAGGCUGACUGGAAAUAGACUGGUGCGCCCAGGAGAAGAAGAUAAUGCAGCCAUAAGUGAAGUGGGCACAAUUAGGUAUAUGGCACCAGAAGUGCUAGAAGGAGCUGUGAACCUGAGAGACUGCGAAUCAGCUUUGAAACAAGUAGACAUGUAUGCACUUGGGCUAAUCUAUUGGGAGAUAUUUAUGAGAUGUACAGACCUUUUCCCAGGUGAAUCUGUACCAGAAUACCAGAUGGCUUUUCAGACAGAAGUUGGAAAUCAUCCCACUUUCGAGGAUAUGCAGGUGCUUGUAUCUAGAGAAAAACAGAGACCCAAGUUCCCAGAAGCCUGGAAAGAAAAUAGUCUGGCAGUGAGGUCACUCAAGGAGACAAUUGAAGACUGCUGGGACCAGGAUGCAGAGGCUCGGCUUACUGCACAGUGUGCUGAGGAGAGGAUGGCUGAACUAAUGAUGAUAUGGGAAAGAAACAAGUCUGUGAGUCCAACAGUAAAUCCAAUGUCUACUGCUAUGCAGAACGAACGCAACCUGUCACAUAAUAGGCGUGUGCCAAAAAUUGGCCCUUAUCCAGAUUAUUCUUCUUCUUCAUACAUUGAAGAUUCUAUUCAUCACACUGAUAGCAUUGUGAAGAAUAUUUCCACAGAGCAUUCAAUGUCCACAACACCUCUGACUAUAGGAGAAAAGAACCGAAACUCAAUUAAUUAUGAACGACAGCAAGCACAAGCUCGAAUCCCCAGCCCUGAAACAAGUGUCACCAGCCUGUCCACUAACACAACAACCACAAACACUACUGGCCUCACUCCAAGUACUGGCAUGACCACUAUAUCUGAGUUGCCAUACCCAGAUGAAACAAAUCUGCAUGCCACAAAUGUUGCACAGUCUGUUGGGCCAACCCCUGUCUGCUUACAAUUGACAGAAGAAGACUUGGAGACCAACAAGCUAGACCCAAAAGAAGUUGACAAGAACCUCAAGGAAAGCUCUGAUGAAAAUCUCAUGGAGCAUUCUCUUAAACAGUUCAGUGGACCAGACCCACUGAGUAGUACCAGUUCUAGCUUGCUUUACCCACUCAUAAAGCUUGCAGUGGAAGUAACUGGACAGCAGGACUUCACACAGGCUACAAAUGGCCAAGCAUGUCUAAUUCCUGAUGUUCCAUCUGUUCAGAUCUAUCCUCUCCCUAAGCAACAGAACCUUCCUAAGAGACCCACUAGUUUGCCUUUGAACACCAAAAAUUCAACUAAAGAGCCCCGGCUAAAAUUUGGCAGCAAGCACAAAUCAAACUUGAAACAAAUAGAAACUGGAGUUGCCAAGAUGAAUACAAUCAAUGCAGCCGAACCUCAUGUGGUAACAGUCACUAUGAAUGGUGUGGCUGGUAGAAACCACAGUGCUAACUCUCAUGCUGCCACAACCCAAUAUGUCAAUGGGGCAGUACCAUCUGGCCAGACAGCUAAUAUAGUGGCACAUAGGGCGCAAGAAAUGCUGCAGAAUCAAUUUACUGGUGAGGACACCCGGCUGAAUAUUAAUUCCAGUCCUGAUGAGCAUGAACCUUUACUGAGACGAGAGCAACAAGCUAGCCAUGAUGAAGGUGUGCUGGAUCGUCUAGUGGACAGGAGGGAACGGCCACUAGAAGGUGGCCGAACUAAUUCCAAUAACAACAACAGCAAUCCAUGUUCAGAACAAGGUGUACUGACACAGGGUGUUUCAAGCACAGUAGCUGAUCCUGGGCCAUCAAAGCCCAGAAGAGCACAGAGGCCUAAUUCUCUGGAUCUUUCAGCCACCAAUGUCCUGGAUGGCAGCAGUAUACAGAUAGGUGAGUCAACACAAGAUGGCAAAUCAGGAUCAGGAGACAAGAUCAAAAAACGUGUGAAAACUCCGUAUUCUCUUAAGCGGUGGCGCCCCUCCACUUGGGUCAUCUCCACUGAGCCACUGGACUGUGAGGUCAACAACAAUGGCGGUGAUAGAGCAGUUCACUCCAAAUCCAGCACCGCUGUUUACCUUGCAGAAGGAGGCACAGCCACAACCAUGGUGUCUAAAGAUAUGGGAAUGAAUUGUCUGUGAAAUGUUUUCAAGUUUAUGGAGUGAAAUUAUUUUUUUGCAUCAUUUAAACGUGCAGAAGACAUUUAAAAAAAAACUGCUUUAUCUUCCUGUCAGCACCCCUUCCCACCCCUGCAACAAGACUUGCUUUAAAUAGAUUUCAGCUAUGCAGAAAAGUUUUAGCUUAUGCUUCCAUAUUUUUUAAUUUUGUUUUUUUUGUCUUGCACUUUUGUUUAGUCUUGCUAAAGUUGUAUUUGUCUGUUAUGACCACAGAAUUAUAUGUGUGUGUAUCAAAAGUGGUCUCAAAUAUUUUUUUAAGAAAAAAAAGCAAAAACAAUGUAUUGCUGAUAAUCAGUUUGGACCAUUUUCUAAAGGUCAUUAAAUCAGAAGCAAAUUAAGACAGGUUUGAUUGCAUUGGUGUCUGGUAUCCAUGUUUUAUUUUGGGCACAAGUUAGUUUAUAUUGAGAUGUUCUUAAAACAUUAUCUGUUGGACAUUCUUUUCUUUUGUAUUUUGUUUGAAUGUGCAAUAGUCUUUAGACCACAAAAAAAAAACACACCCAAACCUUUAUAAGGUCUCUUCCUAGCAGGGCACACAUUCUUCCAUAAUAUGAACAUGCCCCCCCCACCCCC